UUUUCCAAGAUCAUUUAAGGGAAUUUAAAAAAUUGGAUUUUUCAUGAUCAUUUUUAUCUCAUUUCUUUUAAUCCAAAUAGAAAUAAAAUGAUAAAUUUUACGGUGAAUCGGGUUAUAUAUAUUUACAUAUAUAUAAUAAUUCGUAAUAGUAGCCUAAUGAGAUAGGUGCUUUCUGAUAACUGCAGCCUAAAUAUAGUAAUGUAAGAAUGAAGAGAUAAAUUUGUAAAAUUAGAAAGAAAACGGAUUCUAAAUGGAUCAUCAUUUGCAAGGGAGAAAGCAAGUGGCUUCUCCUGAAGUUGCAAUUGCCAAUGAGGUUUUUGAUCAAUUUUGCAAUGCUUCUACUCUUAAAUCAAUUCUUGGUUAUUACCGGCAUCUAUGUGACCUUUUAAAAUUACGGCCUACUAAUAUUAAUCAAUUUUAUCCAAAACUUAAAUCUAAAUUAAGAUCAUGGAAGGCACAGGCAUUGUGGAAAAAAUUCGAUCAAAGAGCUAAUCACAAAUGUUAUAAUAGAGGAAAGGCUUGCUCUUGUACGAGGGUUUUAAUUAUCGGAGGUGGACCAUGUGGAUUAAGAUCAGCGAUUGAAGCUCAAUUACUUGGAGCAAAAGUAGUGGUUAUUGAAAAACGUGAUCGAAUGUCAAGGAAUAAUGUUCUUCAUUUAUGGCCUUUUGUAAUACAAGAUCUUCGAAGUUUAGGGGCAAAAAAAUUUUUUGGUAAAUUCUGUGCCGGUGCAAUUGAUCAUAUUAGUAUUCGACAAUUACAGUGUAUACUUUUAAAAGUUGCUCUAAUUCUUGGUGUCGAAUUUCAUGAGAAUGUUAGUUUUGAUCUUCUUUUAUCGCCUCCAGAAAAUCAGGAUAGUGAAAAAAUUGGAUGGAGAGCAAAAUUCACGCCAUCUAAUCAUCCAGUUUCACAAUAUGAAUUUGAUGUGCUUAUUGGUGCUGAUGGAAAGAGAAAUACUUUAGAUGGUUUUAGGCGUAAAGAAUUCAGGGGAAAAUUGGCAAUUGCAAUAACUGCUAAUUUCAUUAAUAAAAGAACAGAAGCUGAAGCGCGUGUUGAAGAAAUAAGUGGAGUGGCAUUUAUUUUUAAUCAAAAAUUUUUUAAGGAAUUGUAUCAAGAAACGGGAAUUGAUUUAGAAAAUAUUGUUUAUUAUAAAGAUGAUACACAUUAUUUUGUGAUGACAGCUAAAAAACAUAGUCUAAUCGAUAAGGGCGUUAUCCUUCAGGAUCAUGCAGACACUGCAAAAUUACUUGAUAAGGAAAACGUUGAUCGUGAGGCAUUGAUGCUCUAUGCAAGAGAGGCAGCUGAAUUCUCGACAGAAUAUCAAAUGAUGGAUUUAGAAUUUGCAGUUAAUCAUUAUGGACAGCCAGAUGUUGCAAUGUUUGAUUUUACAUCAAUGUACGCUGCAGAAAAUGCUAGUCGAAUUAUUGAACGACGGGGACAUAGACUUUUUAUGUCACUUGUUGGUGAUAGUCUUUUGGAGCCUUUUUGGCCAACGGGUUCUGGUUGUGCAAGAGGUUUUUUAAGUUCCCUUGAUGCAUGUUGGGCCAUAAAAGGAUGGGGUGCAUCUUUAAAUCCAUUGGAAGUUCUUGCCGAGCGAGAAUCCAUAUAUAGAUUAUUAGGUCAAACAACACCAGAAAAUUUAAAUAGAGAUUAUGCCGCUUAUACUUUGGAUCCUCAUACGAGGUAUCCAAAUUUAAACAUUCAUUCAGUGACACCAAUUCAAGUACGAAGUCUUUUAGACACUGACGAUCCAGAAAAUAUAAAACAACCUCCAUUUCUUUCAACAGUUGAUGUUCCUAAAAAACGACGUAGAAGAGACUUUCAAAUACAUCCGGAAAAUCUACUUCGUUGGUUACAAAAGCAAGUGGACUUUAGCGAUUCAGUUAAAAUUAAUGAUAUGGGUACUUGUUUCAAAAAUGGUUUAGCACUUUGCGCAAUAAUCCAUAGAUACAGACCAGAUUUAAUAGACUUUCAAUCAUUAAGUUCUGAGGAAUCGGCAAAAAAUAAUCAACUCGCUUUCGAUAUUUUACAAAAGGAAUUCAACAUAUCUCCUAUAAUGACGGGAGAAGAAAUGGCAGCCUGUGAUAUUCCUGAUAAAUUAUCCAUGUUUUCUUAUUUAACCCAUUUAUAUGAAGCAUUCAGAGGAGAAAUUCCUCAUAUCAAACACCUUAAAUUGGAAUUUGAAGAAAGAAAAGAAGAAAAACCAACAUUCUCAAAAUAUUUGAGCCAAGUUAAUCAGGAUUCACAAUUAAUUAAUCGGAUUCCGAAACAGGAAACAACUCGAGUGCGUCACUCUCGUGUUUUUUGUGGUUAUGAUAAUUUUUCUGAGAAGGUUGCCGAUGUUACGAGCCGACGAUCAAGAAAACGACGCAGCACAGAAAAAAUGGGUGCCACUGUGGCGGAAAGGCAGAAGAGACUCGAAGAUAUAGAAAAAAAUCGAAUAGAACGUAUGAUGAAGCGUCAAUAUCUACGAAAAAUGGCAACUCAACAAUUUUACAAAAGUAUACAAAUGCUAUCGGCUAAUGCUAAACGCGAAAAGGAAGAACCUUUUGAAGAUUAUUCUAUAUUUUUAUAUCGACAAACCGCUCCCGAUUUUAAGGACAGAGUGAAAGAUCUCGAAAUGAAAAUACUUUAUCCAGAUCGUGAUCCAAAAAUGCAUUUUGGUCAUCAUAAAAAGAACGCAGACAAUGAAUUUUCUGGUAGAAUAAAAAAUAUCGAGGACAAAUUGAAAGGAACAAUUUCUUCGGAAAAAAAACCAAAGGAUCUUUUGAGAGCAAUAGGUAAAAUCGAAAAAACUGAUUGGAAUGUAAAGGAGAUUGAAAAGAAAAUUGAAGAGAAUAAAAUGGGUCGUGGUGUAAGAAGUCAUGAUAAAGUGGAACGAGUGCCAAAAUGGAGUCGUGAACAGACGUCUAUAUUUUUUAUUCAGUUUUUAGCUCGUCAAAUUAAAAUGGAGAAAAAAGGUCAUGAUUCCUAUGAAAUUGAGAGUAAGUAUGCCGAUAUUGACAAUACACUUAAGACAAUUGAUCGAAAAAUUAAAGAAGGCAAUGUUCUUGGACAUAAUAAAGUCUCGGCAAUGGCUGAGCAAUUUUCGACUAAAAAUCAAGAUUCCGAACCCAAGGUGCAGAGAUCGAAUUCAAAAGUGACUGUUGCGUUACCAACGCAGGGUGGUUCUGAAAUGUGCCACUUUUGUAAUAAAAGGGUUUAUCUUAUGGAAAGACUGAGUGCUGAGGGAAAAUUUUUCCAUCGUGGUUGCUUUCGCUGUGAAUAUUGUUCAACUUCACUUCGAAUAGGUAAUCACACAUUUGACAGAGGAAAGAAUGGAGGACGUUUUUAUUGUUCGCAGCAUUUAGGCCUUUUAGGAACAAUGAAGACAAGAAUGGAGAAAAAAAAAAUUCCAAUGAUGAACAAAGAAAAUAUACCAAAUGUCUCGAUUAACACAAAUACACCCGAUAAACCUAAAGUGUCUUUAGAAGGAGUUACCGGUCUUGAUUUGCUUGAUCGAGGUCAAACACCAGAAAGAAUAGAAUUUGAAAAUUUAGCCAGAGUAUCGGAUGCUGAAGAUGCUCACAGUCAAAUGGAUGAAGAUGAGUGGACAGAUAGAAAUUUUGGCGCAUCUGCUGCGGAAAUGGGUUCUAGUGAUGAUAUUUCUGAUUUGAGUGAUUCAGAGGAAGAUAAUGAAGUUUUUGAAGAGGCAAUUGAUCAACCUUUGACAACAGAAGGAACACUUGAACUCGCAAAAAAUUGGACUCUUCGCUACUCUCAAUACCAUCCUUCAGAAGAACAUUCAGAUACUGGAAGUAAUGAAUACGAGGAUUCCACUGACGAGUGCACAAGUGAAGACGAUGAUAGUGCAACGGCAACUGAGAAUGAAGAUGAUGUUCGUGCAAGAGAAUUGAGAAAACAAGAAGUUUGGCUAAAAGUACCAUCUCAAAGUUCUGACACAGACACCGGCUCCGAAACUGAGGUUGCAUCAGAUGAAUCAACUGAGGAUAGUGAAGAAAAUUCAGCAACGGAAAUAUCAACAGAUUCUGAAUUUGAGCACGAUGGAACAACACCAACGCAACAUGAAAUUCCAAAAAUAACAAUAAACGAUGCUUUUGUUCGUAAGACAAGAGGCGAUUAUAUUGAGCCAAAAAUUGUUCAAAUCAAAAGUCAUGUGAUAAAUUCAAGUGGAAAUCGACUGGUAAAUGAAACAAAAUUAAAUCUUUCAAAAAUUGAUAAACCUAUUCAACAAUUGGAUGAAAGUAAUUCAAAUUUAAAGCAACAACAAAAGCUUUCUUCUCCUCUUAUUAAUCCUCGAACAGGUGAUUAUUCUUUAAAUCGUACUCAUUCUACAGAAGGAAUUGCAUCAAAAUUAUCACUGGAAUUGAAAAAACGUUAUUUAUUGGGUGGCUUAAGUAUUGGUGGAUCAGUGAUAAAAUCUGGUUCAACAUCAAAUGUUAAUACAAAAUUGACAAGUUUCACUGAUUCAAUUUCCCAACAUCAAAAACUCUUGAAUCCUGCACCUGAGCCAAGUCCAACAAUGCAAGCAUUUUUAAAACAAGGUGCAAAUAAAAUUAGUUCAUCUUCUUCGUCUAUUGUUUCGAAACCAUCAAGUAAAACAUUUAUUAAAUCAAAUAUAUCGUCAAUUGACGAAAGUCUAGCAACAACUGAAACUCAUCUUCCUGAUUUAAUUAAAGAUUCAAGUAUUUUAAAAUCGAAAACUGAUUCAAAUAUUACAUUGACAAGGAAUUUUAACAAUGACGAAAGUAAAAUUAAAAGUAACAUUAAAGAAAAUAAUGCGAAUAAAGAAGAAAAGGGAAUAAAUGAAGAGAAAAGUAGUGAAAAAUUUCAAAAACUUGAAAAUAGUGAUGAUCAUUAUAGACCAAGAAGUCCUUUACAUGAAACUUGUAUCAUUGUUCCACAAGUAAAUUGGAAUAGAGAAAAUACUACGAAUAGUAAGAAAGAAAAUGAAAGUUCUGAUUCGGAAAUGGAUAGUGAUUCUUUAUCUUUACGUGAAGAUUUUAUUGAUGUUAAAAAGAAGGAAGAGGAAGUAAAAGAAAAGAAAUUUAAUUUGUCUCGACCAAAAUUACAAAUUCACAGCACUGAUGGAGAUCUUUUGCUAGACGAGACAAACGAUCGUGAGGAAAUUGAACCCGAUUCAAUAGAAUGUAUGAGAUUAGAGGAAAUAUCAAAAGAAAUAGAAUCAGUGAAAAAUAUCGAAAUAGUAAAUAAUAAUAUGAAACAAUUGGAAUUGGAGGAAGAAGAAGAAAGAGAAGAGAAAAGUAUUUGCAUUAGUCCGACUUCAAUAGCUUCGAAUAAUAAAGAUGAUUCUGAUGAAAAUGACGUUACCACUGCUGCUUAUACAGAAACGGAAUAUUCCGAAUGGGCAAGAGACGGUGACGCUAUUGGUUCCGAAGAUAUCAGAGAUGUCGAACUUGGUUUAGAUUCGGAAUUAUUAACAAAACGAAAAAGUAAAAAUAUACUGACACAAAAUAAGGAAGAUAUAAUUGACACAAGUAACGAUGCAUUAAAACUUCUUGCAAAUGGUGAGGAUUUAGAUUUUAUGGAUACUGAUAAUGAGGAAUCAUUAUUGGACGAUAGUUUACGAGAAGCGUCAAAUAAUGCUCUAUUAAAAAAUCGCGGUUACAUCGAGUUUGUUAAUUUUAAAACAUUAACACCUACGAAAUUUCAUAAAUUAAGUGCUCCAAUUGCCAAAAUAGAAGUGGAAAAUGAUGUUGAUGAUGAUGAUGAUGACGAUUUAGAAAUUGAUAAUAUAGAUGUGAUUAAAAUAAAUCCCGUUACAAUGGAUGAUGUAAUUGAUAAACUCAAUGGUGCUGUGAAUAAAUUUGUCAAAUUGCCAAGUGACAAAAAUAACAGAAUAAUUGAAAACAAUGAUGUCGAACAAAGCAAUAAGGAAAUUUUACAAAUGGAUGAAGAUAGUCUAUUAAUAGUUGAACCUGCCGAAGAUACAACAACAAGUGAAUUAAUAACUGUUGUUGCAACAUGUCCUCAACUGCCUAUUGUACCGCAAAAUAAAGAUGAAUUACUCGAUGAUACAACAAAUACCGAUUAUUUGGAAUACGUUAAACGUCUUCAAUCGAGAAUAGCCGAAUUUAGUAAUGCUAAAGAUUCCAUAGAUAUAAGAAAAUCAAAACGAAAAAAUUCAAAAUCUUUAAUUCAAUUGCAUACAAAUGAUAUAAUAUCCGAAGAGAUAAAAGAUAUCAACAAGGAGAAAGAUUCUUUAGACGCUGUUGAUACUACUAGAAAAUUAGAAGAAAUCACAAGAGAACGUUCUAAACAAAAAACAGUCAUUCAAAAUUUACUAAUGGAUAAACUUGAAGCCCAUAAACAAAAAUCGGCGGAGAAAAAAGCAAAACGAGCCGCGAGGGCUUCUUCAUUUUCAAAUAAAAAUCUCUCACCGGUAAAAAUUGGUAUUUCAGCUCCUCCUAAUCCUCCUCCUUCAUCUUCUUCUACGGAUAAUCAAAUUGAACAAUCACCAAGAGAAAAUAAAAUACUCUCAGUUUAUAAACCAUUGGAUUUUUCAACUCCACAAGAAAAAAUAUCGGAAUUUACAACACCCAUUGCUCCUCCCAGAACAAAACAUGAGGAAACAAAGAAAACAACUGAAAAAGCAAAACAAGAUGCAAGAGAACGUGCCCGAUUGAAGAGUGAUCAAGAUCUUGGAUUGAGUCCAGAGGAUAAAAUUAAAGAAUUAAGAAUGAAAGUUGCACGUCGACAACAUUAUAGUGAAGAAAGAAGAAAAAAUGAAGCUGAAAAUGUAAGACCACAACGCUUAUUGAUGAAUUCACCAUAUGGAUUGAAAGCAAGUAAAAGUACUGAUAAUUUUAAGACAAUAACGAGAAAUAUGAAUUUUGAUGAAUUAAAAACACCAACAAAUGCAAAAUCAAUGGAUGAAUUGUUACAAACAAUUGAUAUGAAGAAGGAUGAAACAGCAUGUGUUAUUAAGAGAGAUAAAAGAAAAUUGAAAGAUUCAGAAAGAAGAAAAAGUAUUAUUCAAGCUGUAUCUGAUUUUUUCAAGAAAAAAGACUCAUCGCCUACAAUGGGAAAAGAGAAAUUAUUCACAUUUCGAUUGACUCCAAAAUCAAAGGAAAAAGGAAAGUUGUUUAAAUCGUAUUCGGAUGCGUCGAAUAUGGAUAAAUCAAUGUCUCCAAAAUUCGAUGCAAGACCAAAAAGUGUAACUGAAGGAAUGUUAGUGGAGAGUUUUCUUUCAGAAGUUCCACCACCACUUCCUCCUCUGCCUUUAAAUUAUACUGCAUUAACAACACACAUGUUAGAUGGAAAUUUGUCAGAUGAUGAUUCGAAAACAACUGCCUUAUCAACCUCGCAAGCAAAUAAAACAGAUGAUUUUUGCAAUAGCAUUUCACGUAAAACUAAAGCUACUAAACGAAUAGCAAGACAGGCACAAUUAAAAAGGUUACGAAUGGCGCAAGAAAUUCAGAGAAAAUUAGAGGAAACGGAAGUUAAGCAAAGAGAAUUAGAAUGCAGAGGAGUUAGUGUGGAAAAAGCUUUAAGAGGAGAAGGAGAUUGUUCGAAUCGUGAAGAAGCUGAUUUAUUGCGUGAAUGGUUUGAUUUGAUGAGAGAACGAACAGAAUUACGAAGAUAUGAAAAAGAACUUUUGGUAAGAGCUCAGGAAGUACAGUUGGAAGAUAGACAUGAAAGAUUACAGCAGGAGCUUCGAGAAAGAUUGGCCGAUGAUGAUCAAAACAAAACUAGUGCAGAUGUUAAGAAAGAAGGAGAAAUUUUAACAGAGAUGUUAGAAAUAGUUGCAAAGCGCGAUUCACUGAUUGCUCUUUUAGAAGAGGAGCGACAAAGAUAUCAAGAUGAAGAUCGUGACCUUGAAGCUCAGAUGUUAGCAAAAGGCCUCCGAUUAACACCAGUUAAAAGGCGAGAAAAGCAAUCGCUUUAAUUCUCAAGUAAAUCGUAUAUAUAAUUUUGUAAAUAGUCUUUAAUAUACAUUUUCACUGCAAUGGAAUUCAAAAAAAACAUACAGCUCAAAUAUUUUAUAAAUGCAAUUGUAUUUCCAAAAUAAUUUAUGUAUCGAAGUUUUAUUAUAUAUAUAUAACACUCUGAGACAUUUACUAAUCUUUUUUUUUAAUUCCGUAUACGUCACAGUUGUGUUAUAUUUCCUGUGUAUUAUAAAAUGAUGUUCUAUAAAAAAAGAUAUUUCUAA
This is a messenger RNA of Leptopilina boulardi, 8170 nucleotides long. RefSeq names its product F-actin-monooxygenase Mical (gene Mical). Gene Ontology annotation, molecular function: protein binding. Lineage: Eukaryota; Metazoa; Arthropoda; Insecta; Hymenoptera; Figitidae. The transcript is spliced from 27 exons. The coding region runs from base 251 to 7906 and encodes 2551 amino acids. The record is from RefSeq and is a predicted model, not a curated record.